This is a messenger RNA of Hydra vulgaris (swiftwater hydra), 830 nucleotides long. NCBI's taxonomy places the organism in Eukaryota, Metazoa, Cnidaria, Hydrozoa, Anthoathecata, Hydridae. The record is from RefSeq and is a predicted model, not a curated record.
CAACUAGAAAAAUUUCAUCACAUUUUGAUUCUGAAAUUGAAUUUGAAAAUGACAGAGAUUAUUUUCCUCUUGAGAAAAAAAAAUUUGCUGGGACUAAGUGCCAUAACUCAAAUUCCUCCCCCUUUAUUUUCUAUGCCGUUGUCUGUUUCACCGUCAAGUUCACCAACAUUGAUAUCAACUUCAACAAUAAUGCAAAUAUAAUCUGAAACACCACUUUCAUCUCUUGACAUAGCAACACUUUCAUCUCUUGACAUUGAUGACGCUAACCCAUUGCCCUCUCUUGACAGACAUGGCAACAGAUUAUUUGUCAAGGACGGUAUCAACGACACCACCAGUUCCAAAUAUUGAUGUUGUAACAGUACAAAACAUUGGGAAUGCGUUAUCGUGCAGUAAUAUAUCUAAUCAAAUAAUGCAUGGGUUAGUAGUACAGUUGCUGAAAGUGUGUAUGGAUAUUCAGCAAACUCAGGCUAUCCACACCAGUAUGCUAAACGAUAUGCUUACUCGAAGCAAUUUAGUUGUGCAGGCUUCACGGUUACCAGAUGGGGUGAUAUUUCCAAUGGACACCAUGAAAGCUUUUGAUGCAAUUGAAAUUAAACUAAAAGAUACCAACAUUGCAAAUAUAAUUGAAAGGUAAUACUUAAGACCUAGAUCAUUUUAGUUGAAUAUACAGUUCAAUCAAAAAUCGGAAAGUAAUAUAGAUAAAUAGAAGCAAAUAUUUAUCUAUAUUGCUUAUCUAUAUUGGUUUCUCAAAUGUCUGUUGACUAUUUUUUCUCAUUGUACAGACGAUAAAGAUUUGGAUAAUAAUUAUGCUCGUUUGUUUUUUAAAAGAA